Gekko japonicus is the source of this 1425-nucleotide messenger RNA. It is a transcript of the gene SPAG7, whose product is annotated as sperm associated antigen 7. The record is from RefSeq and is a predicted model, not a curated record. The transcript has 7 exons. Gene Ontology annotation, molecular function: nucleic acid binding. NCBI's taxonomy places the organism in Eukaryota, Metazoa, Chordata, Lepidosauria, Squamata, Gekkonidae. Bases 1 to 669 code for a protein of 222 amino acids.
AUGCUGAGAAAGGAGUUCCACGGGUUAUUUUGCCCCCUGACUCUUGUCUCCCCCGCAGAGCAAACAGCCCAGCUGAAGAAGCUGCAGGAGCAUGAGAAGCGGCAGAAGGUCGAGUUCCGGAAGCAGAUGGAGAAGGAGGUGUCCGGCUUCAUUCAGGACAGCAGCCAAACCAAGAAGAAAUUCCAGCCCAUGAACAAGGUUGAGCGCAGCAUCCUGCACGACGUGGCGGAAGUGGCUGGACUCACCUCCUUCUCCUUCGGCGACGAUGAGGAUUCGCGCCACGUCAUGGUUUUUAAGAAGGAAUUUGCCCCCUCGGAUGAGGAGCUGGAAACCUACCGCCGAGGCGAGGAGUGGGACCCCCAGCAGGCACAGGAGAAGCGCCGGCUCAAGGAGCUGGCUCAGAAGCAGGCAGAAGAGGAGGCCCUGCGGGGGCCCACGGUGGUGCACCCCAACAGCGACUACAAGGACAAGUACAGCCACCUCAUUGGCAAGGUGGCCGCCAAGGACGCUGCCCACACCAUGGAGGCCAACAAGGCCUACGGCUGUGUUCCCGCGGCCAACAAGAGGGACACGCGCUCCAUCGAGGAGGCCAUGAACGAGAUCCGGGCCAAGAAGCGCCUGCGCCAGUCGGAGGAGGAGAGCCGGGCACCGCCCGCCAAGAGCUCGUAGGGCAGGGCCGCGCUCAAGUGUGUCGGGGAUCCUCUCCAGAGCGGCUGGGGCUGCCCUCCCUGAAUCCUGUUCCUCGGAGGAGGAGGAGGAUCUGCGUUCGUUCUCCCCCCCCCUGCCCUCCUCCCCCUCUUCUCCUUGCACUUCUUGAGUAUUUUUAACCCAGAGCCUUGGCUGGCGUCUUGAUUUUAAUUCCGGCGAGGGAGGUGACCGUGGUCAGGGCUGCCCUCAUGGGGUGCCGGGACUGAGCGGAGGGCCACGCCCUGGGCCCUUGGAGGACUUUCGGGGUCAGUGAGUGAGCCUCCCCAAGUUUCUCUAGUGUGCUGCUGAAGCCCCCCACCCUUGCUUACGUUCGGAGGGGGGCCCAGUAGCCCAUAUGGAGGCAGCCUUCCCCUUUGCCCUUCCCUCUUGCAGGCUUGGGGGUGGGUGAGCUUUUCCGCCCCCCUCUCCAGGCCUUCCAGCCUGUUUGAGGGGCUAUCCGCCCACCAGAGAGACCUGCAGCCGCUGGCACACUCCUGCCCAUGGUGCCCAGUGGCCCCGGUGGUGUGGCCUCUGGCACUGCAGACCAUAUGAGCCAGAGACAGACACACACACACACACCCCACCGCACGGUGCAUCUGUGAAAGGGCUCAGUGGGAUUCAGAACAUGACUUGCGGCUGUUUCUCCUCCACUUGAAUCCCUUGCCAGAACUGGAAGGUUUUUAUUCGGCUGGCAUUUCCAGCGUCUCUCCCAAUGUGAAAUGGCUGUUCUCCUCUCCC